AUGCCCUCUUACGUUGUUACUGGUGCCAGUCGAGGAAUUGGCCUUGAAUUCGUUCGCCAACUUAGUGAUGACCGUUCCAAUGAAGUUUUUGCCCUAGUUCGUAACCUUAAGAGCAUCACUCACUUGGAGCCAUUGAGUGCAAGAAAGAAUGUCCAUAUUUUAGAAGCUGACUCUACUUCCAGCGUUCAAUUGUACAAGGCUGCGGAAGAAGUUUCUAAAAUUACUGGUGGCUCUUUGGACGUGCUAAUUGCAAAUGCAGGUGGAAACAUAGGUUCAGGUAGAUCGCUCGCUGACCCCGAUAUGCCUCCAGAAGAAGUCGCAGCUGAACUUAGAGAAAACUAUGAGCAAAACGUUGUAGCAGCAGUGUUCACUAACAAUGCUUUCUUGCCUUUACUUAGAAAGGGACAACAAAAGAAAAUCAUUGACAUCAGUUCAGCAAUGGGCUUAGGGGGCUUUUCGCUAAAAACAGGAUUUGCAUACAUCCCAGCUUACAGCAUGGCUAAAGCAGCUUUAAACUUGGCAGUAACUAAAUACGCAGUUGAGCUUGCCAAAGAAAACUUUAUUGUCAUUGGUUUAUCCCCCGGACUAGUGGAUACGUCAAAAACAAAGGCUGUCCCACCUUCUGAGGAACAACGUAAAGUUUUGGCAGGGUUUAUUGAUCAGUGGAGACCUUCUAACCCAGACUGGGACGGCAAGCCCCUAACUGUAGAAGAUUCUGUUCAAAAGCAAUUAAAAGUUAUUAAAUCUUUAAAACCGUAUCAUAGUGGAUAUAUGCUAUCUCAAAACGGAGAUACUAAUCAAUGGUUCUAG
Messenger RNA from Sugiyamaella lignohabitans, 810 nucleotides. RefSeq lists its product as uncharacterized. Lineage: Eukaryota; Fungi; Ascomycota; Dipodascomycetes; Dipodascales; Trichomonascaceae. The transcript has a single exon. Gene Ontology annotation, molecular function: oxidoreductase activity, acting on the CH-OH group of donors, NAD or NADP as acceptor. The record is from RefSeq and is a predicted model, not a curated record. The coding region runs from base 1 to 810 and encodes 269 amino acids.